AUGCUUUUAAAAUUUAAUGUAAUCCUAGCAUUUGUGGCCAUAGCCUCGGCCGAAAUUUUGUUGGGCGAGAAUGUUGCCCAUCCAAGAUAUGAUUUUUCAUAUCACGUCAAUGAUGCCCUCACAGGCGAUGUCAAAUCUCAUCAAGAAAGUCGUGAUGGCCAUAAUGUCCAGGGUCAAUAUUCGCUAAAUGAUGCCGAUGGUUACAAACGCAUUGUGGAUUAUUCGGUGAAUGGUCAAAGUGGUUUUCGUGCUGUGGUCAGACGUGAGCCGUUAGUAGGAAAUGGAUAUGGUGUCAAGGAAUCUAUAGCAAUUGCUGCCUCUCCCCAGCCAUUAGAGCAGACGCCUUCUACAGCUUAUUUGAGAGCACCGGUUGUCCAACACCAACAACAUGCAUCAGCACCUUUUAUUCAUUUGCAUCAUACGGGAGCACAACAAAAUGUAUUACACUCAGCUCCAGCGACAACAGUGUUAAAAUCCUCACCAGCCAUUAUUAGCACCACCUAUCAUCAUCAAGCUCCACAUUUUAUACACCAUGCUCCCUCCUCCACGGUGGUUCAUCAGGCCCCACAAACUACAGCUGCUGUGCUACACCAUCACCAAUCUCCCUCAUUUGCGGCGGCGCCUCCAGUUUCAUAUGUUCAUUAUCUCUAG
Molecule: messenger RNA, 651 nt
Organism: Stomoxys calcitrans (stable fly)
Lineage: Eukaryota; Metazoa; Arthropoda; Insecta; Diptera; Muscidae
Product: larval cuticle protein A3A-like
Exons: 1
Coding region: 1-651 (216 amino acids)
Cellular component (GO): extracellular matrix
Source: RefSeq, a predicted model, not a curated record